AUGUCUCACAAUUUUUUCUUGACAGUACAACAUAUCCAAAAGACGUCCAGAGAAUGUUUUUGGGACUACAAGACGUCUUCUGGAUAUCCGUUGGAUGUAUUUUGGACAUAUGUGCUGUCUGGGAUGAUUCGAGCCAGAAUUCUGUAUAUUGUGUACUUCGAUGCACCGAUAAUGGACAAAAAGAGGAGCGAAAUUCAAUCCUAUUACAAAGACAAGACCAUUUUUGUCACCGGCGCUUCCGGCUUUAUGGGUAAGGUCCUCUUGGAAAAGCUGCUGUACUGUUGCUCGGAAAUCGACAAAAUUUACAUCCUUAUACGAAGCAAGAAAGGUCACAGCAUCGAUACUCGACUCAGCAACAUAUUCAAUUUACCUUUGUUUCAAAGAAUCAAAAUGGAGAAACCUUAUGUCCUUCAAAAAGUGGUACCGUUAAACGGUGACAUAACUUCGGACAAUUUGGGUUUCACUGAAGAGCAGCGAAAACGUCUGAUAAACGAAGUACAUGUGGUAUUUCAUUGCGCUGCAUCUACUCGUUUCAAUGCGAAAUUGAAAGACGCCAUCGAGAUGAACACUACAAGUACAAAAAAGGUACUGGACUUGGCGAAGCAAAUGAAGCAACUGGAAUGUUUCCUGCACCUAAGCACGACUUUUUGUCACGUCGACCAAAAGGAACUUGCUGAACGGAUGUAUAAUUCCCCUCAUGAUCCCCACAAUGUCAUGAUACUCGUUCAAUGGCUGAACGAAGAAAGUAUCGAUCUUCUUACACCAAACUUGAUACAUCCACAUCCAAAUACCUACACGUAUUCGAAGCAUCUUAGCGAAACAUUGGUGGUCAACGAGUAUCCUAAUCUGUCUUGCUGCAUUGUGAGACCAUCAAUCGUAUUACCAGCUAAAGAAGAGCCGUUACCAGGUUGGGUGGACAAUCUGAAUGGUCCUAUAGGAUUGCUCGUCGGUGCGGGCAAAGGUGUCAUCAGAUCAAUGCACUGCAACAGCAGUUAUCAUAUUGAAUAUAUACCGGUUGACAUUGCGAUUAAUAAUCUAAUUGUAAUUGCAUACAGAGUCGGUACCAAGCAGGAGAAAUCAAAAAGUAUACCUGUGUUCAACGUAACGCAAGGUAAAAUAACAGAGAUCAAAUUCAGCGAGAUACUUAAAAUGGGUCAGCAUGUUGUUCACGAAUAUCCCUUUGAAGGACAGGUUUGGUAUCCUGACGGCGAUAUACGUAGCAGCAAAUUUGUGCACAAUUUAUUUGUCUUCUUUUUCCACAUCAUACCUGCGUACUUUAUCGACUUCUUAAUGCUGAUAUUUCGACAAAAAAGAUUUAUGGUCAGACUCCAAAAACGAAUUUCACAUGGGCUCGAACUACUGCAACAUUUUACCACGAAAGAAUGGGUAUUUCAUAAUCAUAAGAUAUGUACUAUGUUCGACGAAUUGUUGCCAGAGGACAAAAAAAUGUUUCGCCUUUAUGUCGAAGCUAACUUUGACAAAGAGGAGUAUUUGAAGACUAUUGUUUUGGGUACUCGACAAUACUGCCUGAAAGAAGACUUAUCUUCCUUGCCGAGAGCCCGUCGGCAUCAAAAUAUGUCAACCGCUUGUUGGUUCCCUUUUUGGGUCAAGGAAUUAAAUCCCUUUUACCCGGGAUGGAACCUUUGUGCGCAAUUUGAGAGGGAAGGUGUGAUGGGGUGA
Linepithema humile (Argentine ant) is the source of this 1680-nucleotide messenger RNA. Lineage: Eukaryota; Metazoa; Arthropoda; Insecta; Hymenoptera; Formicidae. The record is from RefSeq and is a predicted model, not a curated record.